Messenger RNA from Psammomys obesus (fat sand rat), 4492 nucleotides. It is a transcript of the gene Mms22l, whose product is annotated as MMS22 like, DNA repair protein. The transcript is spliced from 24 exons. The record is from RefSeq and is a predicted model, not a curated record. Lineage: Eukaryota; Metazoa; Chordata; Mammalia; Rodentia; Muridae. Gene Ontology annotation, biological process: double-strand break repair via homologous recombination; replication fork processing. Gene Ontology annotation, cellular component: nuclear replication fork. The coding region runs from base 443 to 4171 and encodes 1242 amino acids.
GAGCCGGCCGUGGCGGGAAUUUCACCUGCUUCCGGUUUGGCGUGGCCGGCGCCGCGUCCCGGGUGCGGCGCGCGGUCCUACGGGCGGUUUUCCGGCGCCGUCGCCCGCCCGAGCGCCGCGCUGGGGCGGAGCGGGGCGGCGGGGUGUGUGCACCCGCGGCCCGCGCCAGGGAAGCCGCGAGGGGUCCGCGCCCUCACCUGCCGCCGGGAGCGAGCGAGGACAGCACUGCCAGCGCCGGGGACGCUCCUGUCCGCGCCCGGAGGUCUCCGCAAGUUUUGCCUUCGCAGGUUUUUGUUUAACUUUGUGUUUUUCCCCCGUGUGCUAAGGGGGCAUUUUGAGUCUCCGAGGUAGCCCCUUACCUUUCAGCUCGUCCCGGCUUCUCUUUGGAGCCUGAAUGAGAACUGAGCGAACCGCGAAGGCUUUCCAGGGCAUGAUGUAAAUCAUGGAUGGCUGUUCUGCAGUACCAACGUUCAUGACUGACAGCUUAGAGUUGGAGCUGGGGACGGAAGGGUGCAAACCCCCUUGCUUUUCUUGCGCCUUUGACAACAGAGAAGGAAAGUAUUUUUCUGGAGAUUCCUACCUUGCCAGCGGCGCCCUUAAGAGGUUAAUUUUAAAUCUUGAUCCAUUGCCAACUAAUUUUGAAGAGGAUACAGUAGAACUAUUUGGCAUCCAGUGGGUUACUGGAACAGCAUUAGUAAGUUCCUGUCGAGAGCUCUUUCAUUUAUUCAGGCAACAACUAUUUAACUUGGAGUCCUUAUUACAAGUCAACUGUGAUUUUGGGAAGAUAGCCACCCUACACUCCAAAGCAGACAGUAUUAGACAGACAUGUGUAGUGUUUCUCCACUACAUUAAAGUUUUCAUCUUCAGGUAUCUGAAAGUGCAAGAUGCUGAGAGUCACAAUCUCCCUGUCCAUCCCUAUGAGGCUUUGGAAGCUCAGCUUCCGUCGACGUUGGUUGAUGAACUUCAUGGAUUACUUCUAUAUAUUGGACAUCUAGCUGAACUUCCCAGUGUUACUCUAGGAGCAUUUGUAAAUCAAAACCAGAAUAAGCUCUUCCCACCAUCGUGGCAUAUAUUACAUCUCUACUUAGAUACACAUUGGCUGGUGCUGGAAAUACUUCACAUGCUGGGUGAAAAACUGAAACAUGUUGUUUAUGGUCGUCAGUUUAUCAGUCAGGCAGGUGACAGUUUAACCAAUGUCAGCCUAUUUGAACAACAUUGUGAAAAUCUUCUCUGUGACUUAAUAAGUCUGUCACUCAAGAUAUAUGACAAGGUUAGGCCUUCAGAAGCAUUAUCGAUUAAUCACUACCCAUGCUCCUGUGUCAAAGAGUUAUGGGUUCUACUUAUUCAUCUUCUAGACCACAGAAGUAAAUGGACUGUUGCAGAAUCAUUUUGGAAUUGUUUGAAUAAACUACUUAAAACACUUUUUGAGAAACCAAGUGACCAAAGAAGACCUUCUGUUUCUCUAACCCAGGCCAAGGAUCCGUUAGGCUUUAGUUGGUGGAUUAGUGUUCACGUAGCAUCAUUGUACCAUAUUGAUCGCCAUGGUGUAUCAGAUGAAAUGAGACAGAUGGAGUCGAACUGGAGCUUUGCAGAAGAACUCUUGAGACAGUCCAUCACUGUGCAGGAUAGUAUACUGGAAGAACAGCUACGAAUGCAUCUUCAUUGUUGUUUGACACUUUGUGAUUUCUGGGAGCCAAACAUUGCAGUUGUCACCAUUCUGUGGGAAUAUUAUAGUAAGAACCUGAAUAGCUCCUUCAGCGUUUCUUGGCUUCCUUUGAAAGGCCUCACUAAUAUCAUCAAGUCGUCGAUGUCGAUGCUCACAAUGGCGAAGACCUACUGUUCUGAUGAACGAGAUCCUGACCUUUGUAAAUCCAGCAGCAGUUACAUCAUUUUUCUUUGCAUUUUGGCAAAAGUCAUGAAGAAAGCAAUAAAGAAUAGUGGCUCUCAUCCUUGGAAACAGCUUAAAGGAAGAAUAUACUCUAAAUUUCAUCAAAAACGAAUGGAAGAACUAACUGAAGUUGGCCUACAGAACUUUUUCAUCCUUUUUCUACUGUUAGCAGCUGUUGCAGAGAUAGAAGAUGUAGCAAGCCGUGUUUUAGAGCUCCUCCGUUUCCUCAGGCCUGCCUCCACGCCAUCUCAUAGAGCCCUUGUUUGGAAGGGUCAGAUGGCAUUCCUCCUGAUGUAUGCCCAGAAAAACCUGGACAUGGCUGUUUGGGCUGAGAAACUGUCAUGUGAGUUCCAAGAGAAAGCCAAGGAAUUCUUGGUGUCUAAGAAUGAUGAAAUGGCCCAGAGGCACACUCUGUGGACACUGCUCUCCAUCUACAUUGAUGGGGUUCAAGAUGUGUUUGAGAGCAGCUGCUGCUUAUACGCUGCUCACGCGCAUCUUCUCAAUGAUGGAUUUAGCAUGCUGCUGCGAGCCUGUGGGGAGUCUGAGCUUAGGAGAGUGCUGAGCUUUCUACAGGCUGUGCUGGCUAGAAUCAGGAGUGUUCAUCAGCAAUUGUGUCAGGAGCUUCAAAGAGGGAACAUGGACCUAAUUGCGCAGUCUUCAUUAUCGGCUAAAGAGCGCCACCUUGCUGCAGUCGCUAGCGCACUGUGGAGGCACUUUUUUUCAUUUCUGAAGAGUCAGAGAAUGACCCACGUUGUGCCCCUUGCCCAGCUUGCAGAUGCUGCUGCAGAUUUCACUUUGCUCGCAGUGGAUAUGCCAAACACAGCACCACCAGGUCUUCAGCCUCGGCCAGCAAUAUCAAUAAUUCAGCUUUUUGGUUGGGAUGAUAUCAUCUGGUCACAAGUUGUAGCAAGAUAUCUAAGUCAUUUGCUACAAAAUAGCACAGUAUGUGAAGCACUUUCUCAGUCAAGUUCUGUGUCUUUUCAAUCCUUAACUAUAAGAUCGUGGAUCCGUUGUGUUUUGCAAAUGCACAUAAAGUACCUCUCUGAACCUGAUUUGUUGCUUGAUUUGAAUCCUGAGCAGGUAGUGGAAAAAGAGUACAUGGAACAGCUGGCUGAAAUGACAAGAUUACUGUUUAAACUCUCAGAAGUAAAGAAUAUCUUCUCAAAGGCUCAGAUUGAAUAUUUGCCCAGUCCAGGAGACCCCAAACAAGCACUUAUUCAAUUCCUUGAGGCUGUUGGUGUAGCUUAUGGGACUAUCCAGACAUUUUCUGAUAAAUCUGCCAUGGUCACAAAGGCUUUAGAAUAUCUUGGUGAAGUUUUGAAAUAUGUAAAGCCUUAUUUGGGGAAAAAAAUUUCCAGUGCAGGCCUGCAGCUGACUUAUGAGAUAAUGGGAAUUCUUGUUAAAUCAUGGGCACAAAUCUUUGCCACCUCUAAAGCACAGAAGUUACUGUUUCGGAUAAUCGAUUGUUUACUGCUGCCGCACACGGUGUUGCGGCAAGACAAGGAGUUGCCUGCACCCAUGCUGACUGCAAUUCAGAAGAGUCUUCCUCUGUAUCUCCAGGGUAUAUGUAUUGUGUGCUGCCAGUCUCAAAGUCCAAGUGCCUACUUGAAUCAGUUGCUGGGUAAUGUCGUCGAGCAGUAUAUCGGGCGGUUUCUCCCGGCCUCACCCUGUGUUUCGGAUCUUGGACAGCACCCUGUUCUGUUUGCACUGAGAAGCCCUGCCUCUGUUCCAUCAAUGAUGCCUCUCAGAAAGCACAUUGUCCACGCCAUAAGGAAAUCCUAUCUUGAGUUUAAAGGUUCCUCACCCCCUCCUCGCUUAGCAUCCACAUUGGCCUUCAUCCUCCAGCUCUUCAAGGACACCAACAUGGAUAUUUGUGACCUUGAACUACUCCUUCCUGGCAUCAUAAAAUGUUUGGUGUUAGUCAAUGAACCCCAAGUUACAAAGCUGGCCACAGAGAACCUACAACGCAUGGUAAAAACCUGCCAAGUGGGGUCAGAAGGAGAGCCUGCCACCCAGCUGACUUCUCUGUUUAGGCAGUUCAUCCAGGACUAUGGUAUGCAGUACAGUUAUCACAUAUAUAGUAUCCUAGAGACAGUAGCAGCACUGAAUCAGCACAUUGUCAUCCAACUGAUUCCUACCCUCACUCAGUCUCUGAAGCAUUCAGAGCUGAAAUGGGGCCUUGGCAGAAAUAUUGCACAAAGGGAAGCUUAUAGCAAACUUUUAUCUCACCUAGGACAGGUGGGGCAGGAGGAGAAGCAGAGCCUGGAAAGCAACAACCUAUGAUGCUGCUUUGUGCGUCUUCCUGUCUGAUGUCUCUUGUCUACAGCUGCCUGGGCCACCCCAGCUGGUCAACCUUGAUUAAUUGUGUAGUGUUGUAUCACAAAUAAUUUCCUUCUUUCCUGUAUGUAAAAAAUAUAUAAAUAAGGAAUGAAGGCUAAUUAGUAACUGUAUAAUAGGAUACUGGAACUUUGUAAAACUCUGCUCUGUCUUGAAGAGAUUUUUAACUAAAUUAAAGACUUUUGAGCCAGAACAUUCUCUGUGAAUGUCAUCCAGAGUGUGCUGAUACCGUACUUAGUGCUACCUAGUGACUGGCUUGUUCUUCUC